Messenger RNA from Dipodomys ordii (Ord's kangaroo rat), 2157 nucleotides. RefSeq names its product NK2 homeobox 3 (gene Nkx2-3). Gene Ontology annotation, cellular component: nucleus. Lineage: Eukaryota; Metazoa; Chordata; Mammalia; Rodentia; Heteromyidae. Gene Ontology annotation, biological process: cell differentiation; regulation of transcription by RNA polymerase II. Gene Ontology annotation, molecular function: DNA-binding transcription factor activity, RNA polymerase II-specific; RNA polymerase II cis-regulatory region sequence-specific DNA binding. The record is from RefSeq and is a predicted model, not a curated record.
AGUCCUUGCAGUGGCUGUAACAAAACCCAGACCCCCAGGUCCGGGCCAAUGGAGGCGAUUUAGACUGGAGCAAGAUCGCGUCUGUCAAAAGCCGGACUCUGCAGCACGGCGGCGGCGGAGUCCGGAAGGGAAGCUGGAGCCAUCGGCUGCCUCCCCGCCCCCGCCGGGAUUUAUUAAGUAUUUGGACUGGACAAUCAAGUGGCCCUGAUGAUGUUACCAAGCCCGGUCACCUCCACCCCUUUCUCAGUCAAAGACAUUUUGAAUCUGGAGCAACAGCAGCACUUCCACGGCGCUCAUUUGCAGACGGACCUGGAACACCACUUCCACUCGGCGCCUUGUAUGUUGGCCGCCGCGGAGGGGACACAGUUUUCCGAUGGAGGGGAGGAGGACGAGGAGGAGGAGAGCGAGAAACUGUCUUAUUUGAACUCACUAGCCGCAGCCGACGGCCACGGGGAUUCGGGUCUCUGUCCCCAGAGCUAUGUCCACACGGUCCUGCGAGACACAUGCAGCGGGCCUAAGGAACACGAAGAGGAGGUCGUGAGGGACCGGAGCCAAAAAAGCUGCCAGCUGAAGAAGAAUCUAGAAGCGGCAGGAGACGGGAAGGCGACGACGGAGGAGAGCGAGAGACCCAAGCCGCGCAGCCGCCGGAAGCCGCGGGUCCUCUUCUCGCAAGCUCAGGUCUUCGAGUUGGAACGCAGGUUCAAGCAGCAGCGGUACCUGUCGGCGCCCGAGCGGGAGCACCUCGCCAGCAGCUUGAAGCUCACGUCCACGCAGGUGAAAAUCUGGUUCCAGAAUCGCAGGUACAAGUGCAAGAGACAACGGCAGGACAAGUCUCUGGAGCUGGGCGCGCACGCCCCGCCGCCGCCGCCGCGCCGCGUGGCCGUCCCCGUGCUGGUGCGGGACGGCAAACCGUGCGUCACGCCCAGCGCGCAGGCCUACGGCGCGCCCUACAGUGUGGGUGCGGGCGCCUAUUCGUACAACAGCUUCCCCGCCUACGGCUAUGGGAACUCGGCCGCCGCUGCCGCCGCCGCCGCCGCCGCUGCCGCCGCCGCCGCGGCCUAUAGCGGCAGUUACGGCUGUGCGUACCCGACCGGCGGCGGUGGUGGUGGCGGCGGCGGCCACGCGGCCACCGCCAUGCAACCCGCCUGCAGCGCGACCGGCGGCGGUCCCUUUGUGAACGUGAGCAACCUGGGAGGCUUCGGCGGCGGCGGCGGCGGCGGCGCCCAGCCCCUGCACCAGGCUGCGGCAGCCGGGGCCGCGUGUGCUCAGGGCACCUUGCAGGGCAUUCGGGCCUGGUAGAGACUUCGCUGGUUACGCGGCGGGCACCUCCCCCCUCGCUGCUUGGCGCCGUGGGGAAUGAAGCAUGAAAAAGGCCAGAUCCAAGAGCCAGGUCCCCUCGGUUAAAAGCAGCAACAACAACAAAACGACAAGUAAAUAAAAUGCGCAUGUCUUGCUCUCCAGAGCUCCGUCUGUCCGGAUCGCAGCUCACUUGAGGCCUGGGGAAAAAGACUCAGCAUUGGGGAGAGGAGGAAGUUCGAGUCCGAUCGCCAAGACUGUCUGAGACAGAAAUCUAGGCCAAAUGUCAGGCCGGACGAUGCCCUCCCCUCCAGCCCCCCGGUGCUGGCCCCUCCGGGGAGUGCGGGAGUCUGGGACUCCUACCGCCGCUGGUUCUCUUAGAGCGGCAAGGGCUUCUCUCUCUCCGCGAAAAGUUGGCGGGGAACUAGGACCAAAAAAGAAUAAAAAAAGAAUGAAAAGGAAAGGAAGAAAGAAAGCAAAGCAAAAGAAUGGGGGACGUGGUUUGAGAAUUCCCGGGUUCUCUCGGUCCUGUCCUGCCUUUGCUGGCCCGAAGCGCCAUCACACAGUUGAUUUUCGUUUUCCCACCGCUCCCCCUGAGCAGCGGAGACGCGGCCUAGAUCUCCCUGGAUUGUCCGCAACAGACUCAGGACUCUUCCAGGAAAAACAGCCCCGGGAGAUCGAAAGUUGAGGAGAAGAUUGGGGGGAGGGGGGCUGAGCAAAUCCAGGACCUGGUGGACCACCGGAGGUGUUCCCAGGUCGCCUUCCUGUUUCCUAUUCUGUAUUCAGCACAUAUUAUCUCUCUCUAUAACUAUAUUCACACGCCGUGUACACACCCGCUGCCAUACACUACAGGAAUCAAUA